UGUUUGUUAGCACCGGAGUAUUCUCGAGUCAUAAAGCAACGAUUGAACCACUUGGAAUCCUCCGUUACAAUACCGUUACGAAUGAUAUGGUUCACCAUAGACAUCUUAAUAUGGGUAUGGGUGACGACAAAUUAUCACCCACUGACCUUAUCUUUCUCGGUUUGAAUUUCUACAAUUAAAAUUGUUUGCUGUAUUGUCCAUCCACUCUUGGAUACAAUUGCGAUAACAUUGGACAAUAACAGGAAUUUUACGAGUGUUGUGCAGCGAGAUGCAUUGGACCAUGCAGGACGACAACACCUGCCUACGGUAUACGGAGGACUUCACAGGUUGAUAAAAUCAAACAAUUUGAUGUCUUGCUCUAUGGUUUAGACACUGUUUACACCGUCUUAGGGACUGAAGUAGUGCACACCGGUUUCUUUAAACAUCUUUGGUGAUUUUGAGCUCACAAGGAAAGACCACAACAAAAAGCUAAUGAAACACUGAUUCUGUAAAGUUUCAUCAACUGCUUCAACCAAGGAAGACCAACCCUUAAAAACGAACCAGCAGAGCAACAACAUGUUUUUCUGCAGAGGUGGGAGGCAAUCCCGACCCAAGUCCACCUUCAUCCUGCUUGUUAUACUCCUUGGCGCUGGUUACUUCUAUAUACGCUACUAUAAUUCAGACCAGCAGAACCAGCGCGAUGGGAGUCUGUUUGAGGGGCGAGAAGCAGGGUUUGGUGGGGGAGGGAGAGCGCCGGAGCCCCCACUAGAAAUCGGCAAGAGACCGGGUGAUUUGGGUUUGGAAAGGAAGGUAGCUGCUGUCAAAGAAACUGUGAAGGAACCUGCAAAAUAUAUAUCAGCUCUGAAUAAAACUUGGAUGACAUGGACUGACAUCGAGAGUCCUGGGGUCUACCGCGCAUGCGUACCGAGACCCAAGGACGGCAUUGAAAUGACUGAAGUAGUAACGGGAGGACUGGUUGAACACUCUAACAGAAUGACAAUAACGCAUUGUCUACACAGCUGCAUUGCCCUCGGUUUCACCUAUGCUGCCCUCAGUCGUGGUACUGAAUGUUUCUGUAGUGACGUCAAAGGUGAAUCACCUCUGCUGAACUAUAUGGAGAGCGCCCUCUGCGACAUACCGUGCUCAGGUGAAGGCAGGUAUCACUGCGGUGGUGCUCAUCAUAUGUCGCUCUACAGAACGGCUGUGCCAGAUAAUCGUUGUUCUAAAGUUGAGCUAAAGCCGGUAGGUAGCUUGCCCCUGGUUGCUCUAGCUAGCUACCCCCGGUCUGGUAACACUUGGACACGGCAGCUCAUCGAGCGAGGAACCGGGCUCCUGACGGGAAGUGUGCACUGGGUCAAUGAGAAAGAUAUGACCAUCUCCAAGAAAAUAUUUCCCGGUGGAAACAUCGACUACCAUUCUCGGCAGACCAUCUGCGUCAAGUCCCACCUCAACGAGGCUAAGCAUAUCCAGACGUUUGAGGGCGCUGUUCUUCUCAUUAGAAACCCUUAUAGCGCUCUUGUGGCGGAGAUCUUCCGGAGGCAGAUGUUAGAUCAAGCGAAGACAGCGGAGGAAACCAUUCAGUAUUUCAAUUCUCCCGAAUGGAGAAACUUUGCCGAGAACCAAUCAAAGAGCUGGAAGAAAAUGGCGGUUCAGUGGAUCACAAAUUCGAAAAAGAUCUUUGUGGCUCACUACGAGAAUCUUCAGGAAAACACCAACGAAGAACUCACAAAGAUUGUACAGUUCCUAAACGUCCCUGUAGAUAAACAACGUGUGUUGUGCGCCGUACAGGAGCACCCGUCUUCUAAAGCCACUGGUAUUGCUCUUGGCAACCAUGGACGAAAGACCCGCGUGUAUCUGACUAAAGAUCCAUUCCCAAGCGAUGUCCGGAAACUGGUCGAUGAUAAUAUUAAAGAGGUGAACGCAACUCUGAUAGCACAUAAGCUAACACCACUCCCGAGAGACUACUCUGUAGAAGUAUACUAAUCCCGUCAACAGCCGUCAAUAACAGACAGUUGAUUAUUCGUAUAAGCUUACAUCACUCCCGAGAGACUACUCUGUGUAGAAGUAUACUAAUCCCGUCAAACGACCGUCAAUAACAGACAGUUGAUUAUUCGUACGAGAGGAGUUGUGACGAUGCAUAGGCAAUCACGUGUUUAUUUCAACAAACGAAGAAAUACAAAAUAUUAUUAUUAUUAAUUAAACGAACUUACUACUAUUUUCACUAGAUACUUAACUUCCUUUUGUUAAAGGGCAUUAAAUGAACUCAACUGAAGCUAAAAGAAAGCGAGAAACAGCGAACCGCAAGAAGAUAAUGUUAUUAUAUAUUUUUUUAGAAGCUGCCCUGCUUAUAAGCAUGAAGGUAUUCUGUUUAUCAGGAUGCUGUUUUAGUUUUAAGAUUCUGUCUGUUUCACAAUACCGUGAAUUAUAUACAAACUUAUUCUGCGGUAGAUUUCACAAGACUUUACGCAACUGCAUACUCUCUUAAUGUAAAAGAGUGAAAAAGCACUCUUUGAAGAGCCAUACUCUUUUUCGAGUGGUCUUCCACUCUUUUAGAUUGAAGUUUGCAUCUUUUUGAAUGUUGAACUCUGUGAAAUAACCACAAUUCUUUUUAAAGAGCCAUAUGAGGGACAACUCGAAAUGUACAGAGUGGUGUUUUUCACUCUUUUACAUUUUAGAGAGUAAGUCGAGCAUUUAUUGCUCAUAGUUGUGCACCAAUGACACAAUAACUCUUGCACAAGUGGAAUAUACCUUAAUCGCGGUGUGGCCAUCUUGGUUUUACUCCAUUCCAACUCAUUGCAGCCAAAGUGAGGCUGGACGAAAUAAUAGUCUGGUGCCGUGUUUGCGAAAUUUACGUAAGCAUUUACUGCACUUGGAAACAGGGAACAUGACCACUGGUGACAGUGUGAUGAAGGUCUAUUGGCGCAGUUGUGUAAAGUUUCAUGAAAUCGGCUGCCGAAUAGCGCCCUCUUUGAACCAUUCUCCUUCAACCCAUGAUCAUUUUAAAUAAUGGGUUGGCAGAUGCGGAUAUUUCGAGGGACAAAUUUCCCAUCGACACUGGCACAGAUUUAUAAACUGCAUAUAAAGCAACUUCAAAGAGGGUGCCUUUUAGGCUUGUGACGUCAUAAGAAAACUGAAUGUUUUAAUUUUGUAUUUUUUUUCACACUAUAAUGAUCAUAGAGCUGAUCAACUUGUCUUUCAAUCUGUUCUUUUCAGAGUUAGUUCCUUCGAUAUUCAUUUAUGUGUUUACAUUUUUAUUUAAAUUUUUUAGUACGAGUUAUAAACUAAACAGGUGUCUAACUGAACACUGAGAAAUAAAUCAGCUGAAACAAUAAUGA
Messenger RNA from Asterias rubens (European starfish), 3314 nucleotides. Its product is annotated as WSC domain-containing protein 1-like. The transcript has 6 exons. The record is from RefSeq and is a predicted model, not a curated record. NCBI's taxonomy places the organism in Eukaryota, Metazoa, Echinodermata, Asteroidea, Forcipulatida, Asteriidae. The coding region runs from base 556 to 1962 and encodes 468 amino acids. Gene Ontology annotation, molecular function: sulfotransferase activity.